CUGCAACGGGGCACUCGAUUCGACACCCAGAGUCUUAUAAAAUAUGCGGUCGUGUGGAAGGCCUGUAACGAACACGCUCAAUAUUAGAACUACGAUUGAAAUACUUAUUUUUAAAUUUUGGAGUAGAUGAUCUUUCCAAAUUGCACUCGCUGGAAUGGGAUCCACAAUAUAUUUUGAAUAACUAAUUGUUAUAGAAGUACAGGCACGUUUUUUAAAAUCUCUUGCCACCUCUGAUAUUGCUAUUUUUAUUUGAUUUUUUUGUAAAAAUAUUCAUGCCUGUCCGGUCUGGACAGCUAAAAGAAGCUGGAGACGACGACCAGGCUCUGAUGUGUGUGCAAGAGCGAGCGGGACCAAGAGUCUGUAUGUGUGUUUAUAUGUUUUUUUUCCGACCUCUCGUCGUAAGUUAAUAAUUCAGGAGCAUUGGUGACGUAUUGCACAGAGAGGCGAAUUUAUGCAAAGAAGCGUCCAUUCAUUCAAUGCGAGGGAGGCGUGUCCACGCACAGCACGCAAAGGAGAGGCUGGGUCGACGGUGUCGGACGUACACAACGAUUUUUACCCCCCCCUCCUUACUUCUCCCAAAGCGCUUCCUCAGUGACUUCAGGGCCUGAAACAAUACACCUUUUUGUGCUUGCAGACGCAGAAGUUAUGUAACUACUGUUUUUAAGAAGGACAACGUGCUUUUUGGAUACCGUAGGGAAUGAAUAAGUGAAACCAACAUGCUCCGUGACAAAUCAAAUGGUCCGUUUAAAUAAAACGAGGAAGUGAUGUAUCAUUAAAUCAAUGCCAGCAGCAACAUCAGAUUUUACACUGUUGAGUGAAAGAUGAUCGAGAUGGAGAAAGAGACUGUUUUGCCUGGUGAUGGUGGCCAGAAGCCCGUGGGCCACCUACAAUCCCAGCGACUUGCCGGCUGCAGUAACGGGUCCCUUACUGCUGUGGCUGUCAGUUCAGGAGGUGCCACUAUGACAGCGCUGGCAGGCACAGUGGCCGUACCCGAGCACUCUGCCGUGAAUGUCACUUCCGUUGGUGGCCAGAGGCGGGCUGAGUCUGCAGGGUCCGGGGCCCAGAUGGCCGGCAGACCCAUGCGCCCCAAAAACGGACAGCACCAACCACAGCAGCAGAAGCUGCACAAACGGCGCUACAGCAUGAACGCCAGCUUCAAGCAGUCGGGCUAUGGCAAGAGGCGGCGGAGAGCCAACUCGGAGAGCGACCCUGUUCUUCCCACUAACUUUUUGCUGGGGGGCAACAUCUUUGACCCACUGAACCUUAACAGUUUGCUGGACGAAGAGGUGAACCGGACCUUGAAUGCGGAGACACCCAAGUCGUCACCUCUGCCUGCCAAGAGCCGUGAUCCGGUCGAGAUCCUGAUCCCCAAGGACAUUACAGAUCCACUCAACCUCAAUAGUGCCGGGGGAAAGGAUGACAUCCUCGUGUCCCCGAUGAAAAGCAGGAAGAGACACCGGAACCGGCACCAUGGGGGGGUAGGGGGGAUGCCAGCUGCACAGAUGGACUCCGGUGAGAUUGAGAGGGGAAAGGCUGGUGAGGGCUGUGUGGCUGCACUUACACCCAGCAGCACAGCGGUCCAUGCAGUUCCAGAGGCCCCCAGAGAGGGUGCUGUUCUAGUUAGCUUGACCUCAGUUCUGGAGUCGCCGCAGCCUUAUGAACUGAACACGUCCAUAAACUGCCGAGAUGAGGUAGUGGCUCCUAUUUUGCCUUGCAGACAUUCUCACAAGACCACCAGUAUUCCCCAAAAGUCACAGUCAAAAGCUCCGGGUAGCUCAGGCUGCCUGACAUCGGUGGUGUCCUGCCAGCCCCCCUCCUCCCGUCACCGCAAACGCAGACGCACCUCCAGCAGGACAGAUGCUUCUUCCAUCCCACCCACACCCUCAACCCAGAGAGGCAGUGUGGAGCAAGCACGAGGGCAUGCCACUAGGGGGCGCUCUCAAACCUUCCACACACCAUUGGCGGGUGGGGCCCAUGGGCAUGCCACCGUCACUAACCAUCAUGGCCAUCAGCGCAGCCAGAAUCGCCGCAAGGAGCGCAAGUUCCAGUACGGCAAUUAUAGCAAGUAUUACGGGUACCGGAACCCGGGCUUGUGCGAAGACCCGCGCAUGCGAGUCCUGCGGUCAGAGUGGUUCCGUGGGAAGGUCGUUCUGGACCUAGGUUGCAAUACGGGCCACUUGACUCUGUCCAUUGCCAAGAACAUGCAGCCAGCCCGUAUCUUGGGCCUGGAUAUUGACGGCGGGCUGGUGCGUGCCGCCCGGCACAAUAUCCGGCACUUCCUGUCAGAGCUACAGACCCAGGAGGCCCGGCGGGGGCCCAGAACAGAGCAUCGGGAGCAGGGGGUCUCCACGGAGCCACACGGCAGUGUGGACAUGGAGGCUGAAGGGGUGCCGUCAGAGGAAGCGCGCAGAGAGCCCUUCUCUGCAAGUUAUUUCCCCCUUUCCCUUCGGAUUUGCAGGGGUCCCAUAGCAGCGCCCCCUAUCUUUGUCACGGGGAAUGAGGAAUUUCCUGCUAAUGUAACCUUUGUCGAGGAGAACUACGUCCUGCAGAGCGACGCACUCCUGCAGGCCCAGCAGCCAGAAUACGACGUCAUCCUGUGCCUCAGCCUCACCAAGUGGGUGCACCUGAACUGGGGUGAUGCCGGCCUGCAGCGCGUCUUCAAACGGGCCUUCCGGCAGCUCCGCCCCGGUGGUCUCUUCAUCCUUGAACCGCAGCCCUGGAGCUCCUAUGGGAGGAGGAAGAAGCUCACGGACACCAUCUAUAAGAAUUACUACAACAUUCGGCUGAAACCUGAUCAGUUUAGCUCUUAUCUUACGUCAGAAGUUGGCUUCUCCAGCUACGAACUCAUUGGCACACCCAAGACCAUGUCUAAAGGAAAUUCACACCCUGGGAAUGUCCAUGAUCUAAAUCCUGGCGCUGUCUUGGUAGGACCAGCAGGGUUUCUGCGGGCAAUUUACUUGUUCCACAAAGGACCUUCAUCCUACAGGAAAUGAAAUCCUGAAAGGCGUAAAAAGAAGUCUGAAACAAAACCAACUUUUUUUUGUGACGCUUUAGAUUUUUAGAACAAACGUCGAGACUUGUACCCGAGUAUUAUAACAGAGUUUGUAUCAGAAAUCAAAAAGGGACAUCUUGAGAUGUAGGAUGUGAUGGAAAUAUCUUAACUACUUGCUUGCUUAAAAGUAUUAAGUCAUCAAUAGGCCCAGGCGGACAAAUGCAUUAAAAGCAGCAUUUUAUUUUUUUUUUGUUGCUGUCAUCCUGUGCCCUUACGCUACACCUGUAUGACGAAAAUGCAUCUCAAACCUCCUAAGACUCUGGGAUGUGAAAACUAUCUGGCUUUUCCGUAACUCGCUGAAAGCAGCCACAGACGUCUCUGUAUAUACCUAGCAACCCGUUUCUUCGAGAAGAAAAUGAGUUGUACACUGACAUUGGAUUUGUUUUGGCUCGGAGAGAGGACACUCUGCAGACAACUGCAAGAGGCCAAGAGUUGGGCUGAAACUGUGGGUAUUUUCAAAGAUGGUCAUACAGACCAGUGCUUCCCAGCUCAGUCCUCAGGGACCCACACAGCAUGUUUUUGCUCCCUUCCAUACAGUCCACAUAGGGAGCUGGGAGGAAGCAAAAACGUGGACUGUCUGCGAAUCUCUGAGGCCCCGAUAGGAAACGCUGAUAUAGACCUGGAUGCAUUCCGGCAAACCCAGAUCUGCAACGCUUAAAUGUGUAUGGGCCAGCCCGAGAUAAACCUGAUUAAAUGUUUCUUUUGGGUUUCACUUAUCCUUUCCAGAAUGUUCACUCUUUUCAGGGCAUCCGCCUUUUUACCAACCACCAAAUUCUUCAGGUGCAACUCAAAAAAUAAAAAAAACUACCACUAUUUGGUGUGUGGUAGCACAGAGAGGUUGUGGGGCAGACGCACUCUUUUCAGAAAUGCAUCGAAUGUUUUACAGAUUUUUUUUGUGUGUGUGUUGUCAAUGUUUUAAGCAGUGAUGAGGAAUAAAAAUAUUCCUAACUUGU
Molecule: messenger RNA, 4005 nt
Organism: Brienomyrus brachyistius
Lineage: Eukaryota; Metazoa; Chordata; Actinopteri; Osteoglossiformes; Mormyridae
Product: 7SK snRNA methylphosphate capping enzyme-like
Exons: 6
Coding region: 822-2993 (723 amino acids)
Biological process (GO): snRNA modification
Molecular function (GO): snRNA binding; O-methyltransferase activity; RNA methyltransferase activity
Source: RefSeq, a predicted model, not a curated record